UGAGGAAAAAAUAGACUUGGAGCCCACCCAGCUUUAUUUAUUUACUUAUUUGUGUCUUUUGUUUGUCUGCAGCCCAUCAUGCAGCCUUAUGAACAAACACAGAGAACCUACCGAGGUCCUGUCAAGGCUUUUCACAGAACCACUCAGAAAACGUCCCGAUCAGCUACGCAUAGACCAUUUGGGGCACUGCAUGUCUGUAUUGCAUGGAGGAUUUACUACCACAAACUGAAGAAUAUGCACCACAAACCAAACAGUCAGCUGCUACCGGAGUUUCCUCCCACAUGUGAUCCAGAAGAAUGGCUCCAUCCUACCUGCAGACUCCCAUCUUCAGGUUCCUCAGACAGGAAUGAAACUGAAACAGCACCAAAUCUGAAGCACAGCAGAAGUUAUCUCCCAGACCUUCACCCUUCAUCCCGGGAUCCAAACCUGAAUCCUGAGCUGGACAGAAGAUCCAGGAAGAGACCGUUAGACUGUGACAGAUUCAGGGAUAUGAAGAGAGCGAAGAACCAGUUUGAUUCUGCUCCAACCGCACCUCAGCCUUCCUCCUACAGAGUACAAACCCAACAAAUGAGUUUCAGUGGUUCAUGUUUCUGCAGUGGCUGCAGGUUCCACCCAGGGCCUGACUUACAUCCCUACCAGAGUGCAUUAUGGGAGCAGGUGUGGAAGGACAGAGUGGAUUUCUAUUUAAGGCAAAAAGUCCUGAAAGAUCAUUUCUGCAACACGUUUAAGGAUUUCUUUACGUCAUCUCGUAGUUUUCCUCUCGCUGUGAGGCAGGAGACGCUCCCAGGGCUGUUAUCUUCACAGGAGAUGACAUCAUCAUCAUCAUCAUCAUCAUCAUCCUGGCAUUUUGGCAACAGGAGUCUACUUGAUAAAAGGCAAAAGGCAGAAACUCCCUUCAAAGCAAUCACUUAUUUAUAAGCUGUUUCAAAUCUGCACACUUUUAUUCCCGUUACAUAUUUAUCUGUAAGGAUAAAAACUUCAGGAUUAGGAAAAGAUUUGAGAUUCAUCAUUCCGAUUUUAAGGGAUCAGAAUCAGAUUCCUGUACAGCCGGGAUCCACCGAAGUCACACGAUUCAUCACCACAAUCCUUUUUUCUGAAUUUCUUACAAGUUGACUUCAUUUUGAGUUCAUGAAUCUGCACGAUCAGCUGAUCUCUUUUAAUCCUUUAAAUGUAUUCAAAAACACACACGAG
Molecule: messenger RNA, 1191 nt
Organism: Nothobranchius furzeri (turquoise killifish)
Lineage: Eukaryota; Metazoa; Chordata; Actinopteri; Cyprinodontiformes; Nothobranchiidae
Source: RefSeq, a predicted model, not a curated record